Messenger RNA from Rhinocladiella mackenziei CBS 650.93, 1794 nucleotides. RefSeq lists its product as uncharacterized. Bases 1 to 1794 code for a protein of 597 amino acids. The transcript has a single exon. The record is from RefSeq and is a predicted model, not a curated record. NCBI's taxonomy places the organism in Eukaryota, Fungi, Ascomycota, Eurotiomycetes, Chaetothyriales, Herpotrichiellaceae.
AUGCCCCCCAAAUCGAAACGAUCCCAAUCCCCCGAAUCCCGCUUUUUGUUCGUCAAUGAGGACGCGUCGACCUUCACCCGAAUAACCAAAGAUGCCGAGCUUGACAGAACCAAGCAGAGUCAUGUUCAACGACAAAAUUUUGCCCGAAAACGUCGCCUUCGGGAGCAGUCCAUAUCAGCUCCGCCAACAAGCAGUCAGAGUUCGGUCUCUCCAGGCCCUACUAUCGCUGAUCCUCGUACAGAAGUUUCUUCUUCUCAGGGAGGCCCGUCUCAUGGUACAGAUUAUUUCGACAUUAUCCAAAAUAUCGACCUCGGUGAUCCCCCAUUUCAAUCAACAAGUCCACUGUCUCCAUCACAAGAUCCGCUAGAUCCGCGAUUCUCUGCUUUACUCUCAGAUCCCUUCUCCCUCACGGGCCCCUCGCCCAUUAUUCCGACCCGGCCAAGCGAUUUCUUUGAAAUCUCACAUCCCUACCGACCUGGCCACUCCUUUGAUACACCUUCUCUAAGCCACAGUGGUACCUCGCCGCCAAGAGGGUUGACCAGCAUCGCGAGUCCUCCCAUCCUCCUCAGAAGAGUACCAAGCCUGCUCGAGAACAACACCCGUCUCCUAGAACAAUGGGCACCUCCUCUGAUUCAACACUACAAUACCAAAAUUCUACCAGAGACCUUCUGGAAGGACACCCAAAAAGUGCCAUUGGGUCAAAUUCGGCAUGCUCUAUCGAUCCACGCCGAUAUGCAAGCCUGUAUGGCUGAGCCCGCGCAUAUGUACGCAUUUCUAGCCGCUGCAUCCACUCAAAUGAUCGCCAGGGAAGGCCGGCUUCUACUCCCCGAUGCGACGGAGGAAGACUCGCGACGGGCUCCUACCUUCUUCAAGACAAAGGCGAUUCGAGCUUUAAGAGCGAAACUCGCCACCGGACAAUUGGACCACCACCUGGCCGUGGAUGCACACAGGCUUUAUUCUACGGGAAUAGAUACAGAUAACUAUGAGGUCGCCGAGCCUCAUUUUCAAGCCUUGCUGUCUAUGGUGGAAGCGCUCGGUGGUCUCGGUACAUUUGAUGAGUAUCAUCUUGAAAAAAUGAUUCUGCUCGAUUGCACCGCGGCACUAAAGUGCCUUGGUGUACCACGCCUGCUUGCAAUCUGGGAUCCGGGGCCUCUCACUGAGGCAAUGCUCGUCAACAUUGGGUCACAGGGUCAAUAUCAUCUCUCAGCAGGGACAAGAUUAAGGGAGAUGUUGGAGAUGAAUCCUUGUCAAGCCUUGGCCGAGAGCUUUUCAGACCUUGUCCAGGUGCUCAAGAUGUCCGUUUACCUGACCAAUCUCCCUGAAUAUAUCCCCGAGCACUAUAAGUGGUUCAACUGGCGUGUCUUGAUCAUUCUGCACAGGCUCCUUUCGAUGCCUUUGCAUUGCGAAAUGAACGACACGACAGACUGCCUGAGAAUUGCUACGGCCUAUUGGACCGCUAUGACACGAGCACCCGCUAUGGCUCGACGUGCCGCCGCGAAAUCAAAUCAUACGCUCAGGAGAAAGCUCGAACGUACAGAUUUGCGAUAUCUCUGGCGGCCCCACACGGACUGCCUCCUUUGGGUUGUUGUUUUUGGCGGAAUUUGCAGCGAUGACAAAGACGAUGUUGAAUGGUAUGUCGGUGUCGCCAAGGUCACCGCGACGGAAAUUGGGGUGAGAAACCUCCAAGCUUUAGAAGACUUGUUUUCGACAUUUCUGUACGACCCAAAUUCACAGCGGGAAAUGCUUAUUCAGUUUGCGGCGCGGAUGUGGCCGGUGAAUGACAUGAUUAGAUGA